AUGAGCGGGAAACUGACGGAAGACUUCGCCGUGUUCAGGAUUGCAGAAGAGGGGCAGGUGUCCCGGUUACAGGCUCUGAGUUGUCAAAUUCAAGAAUUGGUUGGCAAAUAUGAUGACGCCGUCCGGGAUCUUGAAAGUGAGCGGGUUGCGAGACGUAUUACGCAGCAGGACGCAGAUGACUCGCGCGCCAAAUACGAAGAAUUGCAGCAAUCUAUGGAGCGCAGUUCCUUUGUUCUAGUGUUGAUCGAUGCCGAUGCUGAUUCGUACAUCUUCAAAGAUGAGUACUACGCCGCCAGCGAAGGUGGUACAAAGGCGUCCCUUGAUCUACGUGAUAGAGUUCGCAGUUUUCUUCAAGCGAACAGGCCAGAUCUAUCCGAUUACCCUAUCAUCAUCAAGGCAUAUGCUAAUGAGGCUGGUUUGUCCCAUUUUCUCGUUUCAUCUGGUAUCAUCAAGGCGCCCCGUGAUCUCGUGGAAUUUGCGAAAGACUUCACGCAGGCAUCCGAGUGUACCGACUUUUUACUUGUUGGGAGUGGUAAAGAUCGAGCAGAUAAGAAAAUUCAAGGUUGUUUCAAGCAGUUUGUUAGAAAUCCUACUUGCCGCCAUAUCAUCUUUGGGGCUUGUCAUGAUAAUUCUUACGUGCGACUGUUGGAGGAUUAUUGCCAUGAUGAUUCUGUGGUUGAUCGAGUUACAAUGCUUCAUGGUUUCAGCGUUGGUCGAGAAUUUCGUGAUCUUCGUUUCAAAAGCUUCAAGAUGGAGGAUGUUUUUAAAGCCGCGCCUGUGCGGGACGUGGCAUCAUCGCCAGAGUCACUAGCAUCCGUGCCAAGUUCUUCGACCUGGGCGUCCACGGUAGGGUCAAAGGAGGAUGCAAGUUCUCGAAAGUCCCGAGCGAAGAGUUCAGUACGGUUGAACUCGGCUGGGUGCCGAAUCGAUGACCACUUGCGAAAGCCCAAUCAACAAGCUUUGGAUAGUUGGAGACACAAGGUUGGCAAGGUUGGCAUGCGAUACUGUCGCUUGCACCACCUAUAUGGGUCGUGUUCGAAGUCUUCCUGCAAGUAUUCUCAUGGUCCACUCACGGAAGAAGAAAAGCUAGUCUUUCGACGGGAGAUCCGCAUGGGAGUUUGUAAUGCUGGCCUGAAGUGUCGUGAUGUUGCUUGCUUGUACGGCCACAAUUGUUCAUGCAGCAAAGCCACGUGCAAGUUUUCUGCAGAAAUGCAUCAAAUUGAUGUUUCUGAGGUCAAACACUAA
Molecule: messenger RNA, 1245 nt
Organism: Fusarium pseudograminearum CS3096
Lineage: Eukaryota; Fungi; Ascomycota; Sordariomycetes; Hypocreales; Nectriaceae
Exons: 5
Coding region: 1-1245 (414 amino acids)
Molecular function (GO): metal ion binding
Source: RefSeq, a predicted model, not a curated record